UAGAAUACUUAAUACCUAGUACCUAUUAGUUCAAUUCAGGUCGCCGUCGCCCUGAUAGCUCUCGUAGUGUGCACAUGGUGUGUGCGACAAUUUUCUUCACUGAGAAUUUGAGAAACGAAACUCCGGUGUCUUUGUCCACAUUCACAAUCGACUCGACAGUCUCGACACUCGACACGCGCGUGUAUACCCUGCAAGGGCGUAGAAAAGAGAGAAGAGAUAGAUAGAGCCCAGGCCAAGCAUAUUGAGCUUUGCACGGCUUGCCGGCUUGCUGCUGUGCCGUAGCACGCACGCGUGUGUCUUUUCGAGCGGGUGUCCUCCUUGUGCCUUCGGGCUACUCCUGAGAGAGAGUAGCCGGUACGUGUAUUUAUGUAUCAGUGAGUGCGUGUGUAAUAAUUCGGAGGAGACGACACGCAGUGAGGACAAAAGUUUCGACGACAACGACGGCUACCACAAGAAGGCGGAGGUGAGUAUGCCGCAGAAGGGAGCCCCGAGCGGCAUCACCGCCGCCGCCGGUAGCGUCCCCCUCCUGCCCCGCGCACUCGGACUCCAUCGUGGUCCACGUUUUCAUCUCUGAGGCCGUCAUCGUCACCCUUUUUGCCCUUGCCCCUAGUUUUCGGUGGUUUCGUUUUUUUCUUGGUGCUCUCUCGCGGGUGGUCCCGUUCGUCCACGUAAGUUACUACCGGGUUGUGUGUAUUAUAAAACAGCAUUACCAAAAAGAAGAAACGAGCAAGAGAAAAUACAACGUCGACGACAUAACCGCGAAUACACACACAUGCGCACGCGCGUGUAAUUACAAUUUUUGCAAUGAAAUUUCGCCCAGUGUUAAAUAGAUAAAUCUAAUGUGUCUUGUUGUCGUGAUGUCGUGAUACUCGUGAUCCUGUCUUAUGUACGUGCACGUAUACGUGAAUUCCUGUGGGCACCAAGGAGACAAAGCUGUCGGGCUGUACUUGUAGCUGCCAAGCCGAAAAAACCGGAUGUAAGGUAAGAUAGGCCAAGGGGUUGCCUAUCAGUGUUUCAUCGCUCGAAGGUGACUGAAAAGCCAGGAACUGUGGCUAGUUCAAAUAAGCUGACAAAAACGUCAGACGAGAUGCCUGCAGUGAGCGUGUGCGACCCACUGGCCAGGGCUAUGCACCACAACCUGGACGUAGCCGGUCAGUCUAAAUCGUCAGAUGACCUGAACAUCACUGGCCUGACAGGAGGUGCCUCGCGCAUACUGUGCUCCGAGCUUGACUAUGAAGAGACCGAUAACUAUAGGCAGACCGUCCAAGACCACCUGAAAAACAAGUACAUAGUCCUCAGUCUGCCCAAGCAGGAGAACAGCUCCUCUGGGGACAAGACGACGACAACGGACGUCGGAGCUGGCAGUAGCAGCAGCGGUGGUACGAAGACGACUGGUUCAGCCAAGGAGCCGAGGCUACCUGAGCCAAAGGUCGUGCUCUAUGCGCCCGAUAGAAUCAGCCUUGGCUGGGCCAAGGACUUCCCCGUCGGUGCGGGCAUGUUAAACGUUGGCAACACGUGUUACCUCAACAGCACGCUACAAGCCCUCUUUCACGUGCCUGCCCUCGUCAAUUGGCUCCUAACCGACACUCAUCAUAAAAGCAAGUGCAGCGAAGGAAUCGACAGACAUCGUUUUAUUUCAGAUGGAGCUGGUGAGUGCCUUACGUGUGCAGUGGCAAAGACUCUAACUGCCAGUCAUCAAAAGUCUGGCGAAGUAAUCAGGCCUUUUCUCGUUUAUGAUAAACUUAAAAUUAUUUGUCGAACAUUGGUACACGGACAGCAAGAAGAUGCCCACGAAUUUUUACGAUAUCUUUUAGAAGGCAUGGAAAAGGCUUACUUGUCGAGACACAAGGCCACUAAAUUAGAUAGUUAUUCGAAAGAAACUACUCCUAUUAAUCAAAUUUUCGGAGGCUAUAUUAGAACCGAAGUCAAAUGCCUUCAGUGCGGACACAUUUCUACUACUUUUCAACAUUUUCAGGAUCUUCUGUUGGAUAUUCGAAAAGCCAACACUAUCGACGAAGCCCUCGCUGGUUACUUCGGUCGGGAAAUGCUCGACAACAACGACUACAAAUGCGAAUCGUGCAAGCGGCGCGUACCUGCCUGCAAGCAGUUCACCCUCGAGCGACCGCCGAAAGUGUUGUGUUUACAGCUGAAGCGUUUUAGCGUAAUGGGGGGAAAGAUUUCGCGUCACGUAAGUUUCAAGCAGACCAUCGACAUGGGUCCUCACAUAAGGCGUAAACCGGGUGAGCCCAUAAGCAAGGUCAUCUACAAGCUCACCUCGAUGGUCACUCACAUGGGUCCUUCUGUCAAUUGUGGACACUACACUGCCAUUGCACAAGUGUCCUCGGGCAAAUUUUUCUCUUUCGAUGAUUCUAGCGUUCGCCAAGUUAGCCUGAAUAGUGUGACGAGCACCAACGCUUACAUAAUGAUCUUCGAGAUGGAGCCGUCCUCCAUCGCGAACGGCCAAGCCCUAAACAGUCAGUUGAGCAGCUCGAAAGGCGAGAUAUCGCUAUCAAAAUCGCCGUCGUCAAGUCUGUCGUCCUACUCGCACUCAAACGGCGUGUCGAGUAGCAAGCUGCUGGAUCACGGCUCCGGCAGUUUAAGCAGAGCUCUGACCCCGUCAAGAAACGGCGAGGGCAGUUCCUCGUCGUCGUUAUCGGCAUCCACGAGAUUAGCGCUCAGCUCUAGGCCCCUAUCGUCGUACACGUCGUCUUAUGGUUCUCGCUCGCUCACGCGGGAUAGCAGCUUAAACAGAAUUACCUCAACGCCACCUUCACCUCCACUGACGUCUCUAUCGCACCUCACAUUGCCGCUCAGUAGCAGCGUGAGGCGCAGCUAUCAUCUCAGUUCGCAGCCGUCGUCUUCUUACUUGGAGAAGAAUAGACUGAACGAGACGUCAAAAAGCGGUAAACUGGUCGAUUACGACGGCGACUCGAGCGAAGACGAGGACAAGACCAGUCACAGUACCUUGAAAAAGUUCCGGGACGAGCAGGAGCCCCAAAAGUUCUCUGGAAACAACGGUUCGUCCUCACCAAGGUCGUCAAAUAAGUCAAACGGUAACUCCCACGCGUACUCGCCGCGGCGCGCUACCUCGAGAUCGCCCACAAGCAGUAACCACAACAGCAACAAUCACCAUCACAACUACGCGCCCUCGAACGGCAUGGACUCGGUGUCGGCAAACGGCAACGGCAAUCGCAACGGCCGCAGUAGUAGCAGUAAUGGCUCAUCAUCGCGAGGUUCUUCGCCCAAAAAUGUCAUUAACAACGGUAAAGCAGAGCACUCCAAUGGCUCAUCUGAUAAAUCUAAGGAUAAGUGGCACUCGUCGAAGUCGCGAACGAAUUCUCCAGACAGGAAGACUUAUGCAAAGACCUCGGCUGGUCUUAACAAGGGUUGGCAAGUCAGUAAGGAGAGCUCGCCGCCUUCGUCUACCGCUACGGCGAAUGGAUGGUUAGUCUCUGACAAUUUAUCGGAUGAUUCACAUAGCUGUAGCAGUAGAUCAAAUAAUCGUUCAAUGACCCCCAACACAGCAGAUUCGAGAAGUUACAACGGAAAUAAUCGUUCUGAAAGUACAUCUCAUUUACAGAAAACAUCAUUGUAUGGCUAUGGAAACAUGGGGGUGUUAAGUUGGGACGGCGGAAAAGCACGCUUGGACAGGGAAAUCGACUCUGAUCGGCGACAAGAAAUCGUGAAGCGCAGAUAUGAUGACGAUGAUGACGAGUAUGAUCGGGGCCGUACGAAAAAGAUUAAAGUCCAUCACAAUGAUCACAAUAAUCGGGGUAACGAUUCCAGAUACAACCGAUUCCAAGAGUUCGAGAACAACAAGUGGAAGUAUCCCAACAGUAAUAAUAACAAUAAUUACUACCGGUACAAUAAUCAGUCGUACCAUCGACCGCGGCACGGUGGCAAUCACAAUAGGUCGAAUCACAGUCGUCGUUUCAACCACAAUAAAUCGAGAAGUCACUGGCGCAGAUAGGAGAGCACAUUAACGACGACCACGUCGAUGAUGAUUAUGAUAAAAGCCAUGGAGUGAAUCCAGCGCUUUGACCUGUGUUAUACACUCUUUUAUAGUUAAGUUGCGGAGUUUGGUAGUCGAUAACGACGGUGACGACGACGAUAAGAUGAAACGCUAUUAUAGAAGAUAAUGUUUAAGAAUACAAUAUGUAAGGGAUGCAAAACUGAAAGAGAACGAAAAAGUAAAACUCGAGAGGGUAUAGAGCUACGUUAAGCAAAACAAAAGGUCACGUGGCUUUCUACGAGUAUGCGUUGCGUUAAAGAACGAUUGAAAUGCUCGAAAGCCUGUGGAACACUUUGGAUGGAUGAUACGGUUUCGAGCUCCGUUUUACUUGAAUUAUUUUUAAUCUACUGUUCUAUUUUUAUGUAUAAUUUUUCACUGGCAAAUUUAGUUUUCGCUCCCUCUAGGUAAUUAUAUAUAUUUUAACUAGCCAGAAUUGGUAAUGUAAGACACGAAAAGCAAAUUUGUUUUUAACGAUACCUUCAGUUAUUCGUGAACGAUUACCUCGUAAGUAACGAAGAACUUUUGCAUUUUUUGCAUUUAAGUUACGUAUUAGUCUGUAGUAAAUAAGAGUCAGUACGACUUCUUUGAUAUAUAAAUAGUCAGAUAUAACGUAUGUAAAAUAAAACACAAUGUGAAUGAUAUAUUACCUUCUAUUAAAACAUUGAAAAAAAUUUUAUUUACUACAGUAAUUAUCUUAUGAUCUCUGUAAUGGAAUAAUUGCGAAAGUUUAAUAUGUAUUCGCGCUGAUUUUUAGCGGUCUUCAGCGAAAUACUUUAUUGAGUUUAAAGAAGCUACUCUACCGUUGUAACAAAAACACGAAGGACCGUAUGUGUUAAUGAUUCAUUAUUACACAAAUGUUUUCAUUCGUUUUUCUCGUGUGACGACGUACAAGAGAAAAAGAAAAAAAAAAGAUUGAUUUGCUCGCAGCAUUUUGGUAUGUAAUACUUGUGCCGAUAUAUGUACGUACUUUCAUUUGUUCGCGUGAACACGCGGAUGAUAAAAAAAAAAAGAAUAAUAAUAAGAAAAAAAAAAGAAUAAGUAAAUAUUUUAAAACAACAUAGACUGCACUAGUAUAAUAACUCUAGAAAAAUUAACAGUUUUUCAAGUUACAAGUAGUGAAAGAACUUUCAGAAAGAGAAAAAGAAAACGUACGGGAGAACAACAUUUUACAUGGUAUUUUUUUUUACUCAUGAACAAACUUGCGUGCGCGCACUGACAGCGUAAAUUAUUGACAUUAAGUGUUUAGUUUACUCGGAAAUAUAUGAUGAAAAAUCCAGAAAUAAUCGAUAUCGAAAAUGAUGUACAGUUACAGUAACUGUGAGAUAUACAUUUUUUAAAUCCAUGGACUUUCUUUAUUUUAAUGCUGACAAAAGAUGAAUUUUCCUAUACUGCUUUUUCAAUGGUUUUUGCGGCUGAGCCUUUUCAUUCAAGUGUUUAAAAAAUCAAUUUUAACAAACAUCAAGCGGAACUAUUGGAAACACAAAAGACUGCCUAACUUGCAAAAUAAACCCGUCAGUAUUAAAUUUAAAUAUUGUCUUGUUAUUUACUUAAUGUUUUAUCUCUAUGUUUAAAUACCUCAAGACCGUACUAAUGGCUAGCCAAAUGUCUGUAUGACCAAUGUUUUUUUGUAUAUGGCGUUAUAAUGACUUUGAACUUUACAUUAGUGCUUACCUUUACAUGUGGUUCAAUACUAUUCUAUGCAAGAGGAUUCUUACACUCAACUAAGUUUAAUUAUAGGUACGCGAGAGCCUGAUAUGUACGUCAACACAUCGCGGUUCCGUCCUGCGAGAAAGAAUAGAAAAUAAGUAAAGAAAAGCUUGGUAACAUACCGUGGCUUGUCACUAUAUUUAAAUAUAAUGACGAAACUCACCGAGCUACAGUGAUCUUGCAAUGUAAUGAUUCUCUUUUCUUUUCUCUUUCAAGUAUAAAGAUGGUAUUCCAUACCAAAAGUAGAGUACAAUAAGCUUGUCAACUUUCGAUGCAAACGUUGAACAUUAGUCGAUUUCUUUAACAAAAGAAUACUUGUUUGAUAGUAGGAGAGAAAAAGAGCUUACAUAGCUUUUUGGAAAAUUUUGUCACUGACUUUCAAAACUUGUCAAUGCUGUAAAUACUUGACUGUAUGUUAAUGUGAGUUUUGAAUGAUUGAUGAAAACUACAACAUUCUAGUAAACUUUUACUAAACAUGCGUUUUUUGCCUACUUCUAGUGAUAUCUUGGAAAAAAAAAAAAAAAAAAAAAAAAAAAAAAAAUUUAACAAUUAAUCAGCGAUUUUUGUACAUUGAAUUAAAUGAGUAUAAUUUGUGCAAGCAUACUUGAUCGUAAGUUUUAAGUCCUUAAAUUUUGUACAUAGAAAUUUGAAAAAUAGAUAAUCAUUCCUCUAAAAAA
Messenger RNA from Copidosoma floridanum, 6396 nucleotides. It is a transcript of the gene scny, whose product is annotated as ubiquitin specific peptidase 36. Gene Ontology annotation, biological process: regulation of apoptotic process; protein deubiquitination. Gene Ontology annotation, molecular function: cysteine-type deubiquitinase activity. The record is from RefSeq and is a predicted model, not a curated record. Gene Ontology annotation, cellular component: cytosol; nucleus. Lineage: Eukaryota; Metazoa; Arthropoda; Insecta; Hymenoptera; Encyrtidae.